Molecule: messenger RNA, 5240 nt
Organism: Elgaria multicarinata webbii
Lineage: Eukaryota; Metazoa; Chordata; Lepidosauria; Squamata; Anguidae
Gene: CRACD
Product: capping protein inhibiting regulator of actin dynamics
Exons: 9
Coding region: 182-4396 (1404 amino acids)
Biological process (GO): negative regulation of barbed-end actin filament capping; maintenance of gastrointestinal epithelium
Source: RefSeq, a predicted model, not a curated record
GAAAAAGGCCAGCAAAUUCCAGCCUUUUAAGAAGUUUUUCGGUAGGAGAAAAAAACAGGAGGCAACGCCAGACCACGAGGACACCAAGUUGAAGCCAAGCAAUUCCUUCGGAAAUGUCUGUAAUGGUGCACUGUCUUCUGAUGAAGAGACGAACAGUGGUCUGAGGUCUUCCAGUUAUAGUAUGGGAACACGGGCUUUUUCCCAUGAUAGUAUAUUUAUACCUGAUGGGCGAGCAGAAAGUGAAGAGUCAAUUCAAGCAAUGUCACAAGAAAACAUCCUAGGCAAAGUCAAAACUCUUCAGCAACAGUUGGCCAAGAAUAUUAAAUUUGGCCAACCUCCACAAAUGACAGUUUCAGUGAAGACAACUGGGGAGGCAAAUGCUAGUUUGGAAGCAGAUGUGUUGCUGAGCAGCCCCAUGGAGACUGAGACCCAGCAAGACAUAGCCCUUCCAGAGAGCCAUAAGAAAUCAGGUGGUGUGCCGGAUUCAUUAAGCCCUGCAAACCUGCGUGGAACAAGGCACGAAGGGGAGGAGAAGGUGACUCCAGUCAAAUCAUCAUCUCGGCCAAAAAGACACCACUCACCUUCUGGCACAAUUGAAACGGUCAAUCUCGAUGCAAUCCCACUAGCGAUCGCUCGUCUGGACAACAGCGCAGCAAAGCACAAACUCUCUGUUAAGCCAAAGAAUCAGAGAGUUUCCAAAAAGCACAGAAGGUUAUCAAAGGAGCUACAAAGUGUAAUAGUGACUGAGUUUGAACAUGACAUUCCGGAAUCACUAAAGUAUGAAGAUAAAGUCUCAAAACCCAAUGGCUGUCAUGUUGCAGCCAAGCCAAUCCAGUAUGGAGAAGGUCAAGAACAGAAAGCAGAAGGAAAAAGAAAAAAAGAAGAUAAUUGGGUAUAUGUUGAGACUGAAAAAACAAUACAAAAGGCUGAAGCAGAAGUAAAUAGCCAUAUGGAAUACAAAAGAGUUCAAGAAUUUGAAGAAAGCCCAAGAGAACAAGAAGGGAAAAAACAGAAGCUUCAGGAAGAAGAACAGCUGUUUAAAAUGGAAGAAAGAAAGGGUCAAGAAGGGAAGAAAAGACAUGAAGAACAGAGGCAUCAAGAAUUUCAUGUGCAGAGGCACCAAGGCCUGGAGAAGCAGAGGAAGAAGGAAGAGGGGCCUGAGGAAAUGGAGGAACAAAUACAACCAAUCGAAAAUCAACAGGGACUAGAGGGACAAAAGCAAAGGCAUCAUAAACUGGAGGCACAAAGGCAACAUCAAGUACAAAAACACUGUGAACUGGAGGCACAAAGGCAAUGGGAAGUACAGAAACAUCAUGAACUGGAGGCACAAAGGCAGAAGAAACUGAAGGAACAAAAGCAAGAGGGAGAACAAAAGCAACAUGAACUAGACACACAAAGGCAACAGGAAGAACAACGGCACAGAGAAUGGGAAGAACAGAAACAGCAGGAACCGCAGGAUCCAAAAGAAGAAGAAAACAGACAUAGAAAAAUACAGGAGAAAAAAACAGAUGAAAAGUUGUUACACCAAGGGCAGAAAGACAAAAGACAAGAACAGGAGAAGCAAAAAUGGUCGGAAGAAAAACAAAGGCACCAGGAUUUGGAAGAGCAAAGAGGACAAGAACUAGAGACGCAAAUACAUGACUCUGAAAAGCAGGAUGAAUUGAACCAACAAGUACUGCCAGUGCAAAAAAUACAAACAGGACAGAGACAAAAAGAACCAGAGAAAAGCAGAAAUCUAGAAGGUGAAGAGAGAUUGCAAGGGAAGGGAAGAACCAUGAACCUGAAGGAGCAAAAGAGACCAGGAGAGCAACAGCAGACUCUGGAGACGGGUCAAAUGAAUAAGGAUGAACAAAAGCAAAAAGAGCUAGAGAAGUCCAUUAGGUUAGCAGAACAUGGAAAAUGUGAACCAGCAGAAUUAAAACAGCCCUGCGCUGAAAAGGGAGUGCAACAGGAAGAGUUGAUACAAAGAGAAGAGGGGCAGAAACGAGAAGAAGAGAAAACACUUAUUUUAGGACAACAGCCACUGGAAAAGCCAAAAGAACAAGUAAAGUCCUUCCAGUUACAAAUAGACAGAAACAUGGAUUCAGAAGAAAAACAUGUGAACACUGUAGAGAAAGAGCUCCCACUUGAAGAACAAGCAACACAACAAAAGAUAAAGCAGACGGACAAAGAACAGAAGGAGGAAGAAAUCCUAAGACACAAUCAGAGAAAGAUUGUUGAAACUCAGGAGCAGGAAAGAAUCCUUGGUGAAGAACUACGGUGGCAGGAAGUUGAUGCAGGACAAACUAUGCCGAGGGGAUUCACUUUUCAAGUAUCGUCUGGAGAAAAACAGAUUAUAUUUCAGAAAGUGAAUCUGAGCCCAGUUACUCCUAUUAAAGAGGCACCGCCUCCUUCUGCCACACAGGAAUUAAAGACGCCUAAAUCCAGCAAAGGUUCUCAUGCUCUCCCAACCUCUUUGUGUGUCCCACAUACAGCAAUUUUAGUCACUGGAGCCCAGCUCUGUGGCACUGCAGUAAAUCUCAAUCAGAUAAAAGAUACAGCUUGUAAAUCUUUACUUGGCUUAACAGAAGAAAGAAAAAUGGUGGAUGUGGCUUCACCAGAAAGCACUCAGAAAAUGUCUCCUGGUGCCAAACCUAGCAGCAGUAAAGUGAAGCAUGCUCAAGAUGCACUGGGCAAUCAGGCCAUGCUAGCUGAAUGGGCUUCAAUUCGGUCAAAAAUCUUAAAAAGUACAGAAAAUGGUAAACUUAAUGAGAAAGACAGAGGGAGUCUCAGUAGGCAUAGUGACGAUUGGACACCUAAAGGGCGAAGCACUUCCCAUAGUAACUUACGGAAAACCUUGUCUGCAAAUGCAAAGUUUUCCAUAACUCCUGCGUGGCAGAAGUUUCCAGAACUCUCAACGACUAAUGCAGCUCCUGAGAGUAAUGUUGGCCCUGGAGCAGAGAACACAGCAAAAGAGUUGGGUCCAUCCACUGUCAAUGCAGAUCAAGAAGCAGUUCAUACCGAGACACUGUCCUGUGCAGUGAAUAUACUUGGAACCCCUACAGGGAAAACCAAAGUAUAUCACGAAGAGGCAGAUAACACAGAGGGCUGUAAGUUUGCCAAAGAUCUCCCAUCUUUCCUUGUUCCAAGUGCCCCACAUUCUCUAAGUAAAGACAUGUCCCACUCAGAAACUUCACCUGCUAUGGAAACUCAACAGAAUGUUGCUAUGAGAAAACCGGACAGAGUUUCACCAAACGGGGAAGAAAGUACAUCCCCAUUUGGGGUAAAAUUAAGAAGGACCAACUAUUCUUUGCGUUUUCACUAUGAUCAGCAAGCAGAGCAAAAGAAGAAGAAAAGGUACAGUGCAGGAGACAGUUUUGAUGGUGUGCCGACUCCACUAGUUACACCAGACAAUGAAGAAGAUGCAAAUAACAUAUUUUUAAAAGAGAGGAAAUCUCCUAGCCAGGAGAGAAAAGAUGCCAUUGUUACUUCUGCAAAGGCUUCUUCACUUAACAUCAAUCAGAGCUGUACCACAGCUGCCCCGGUAUCUCUACCAACUGGCAGUCAUGUGCCUGCACCCAGUCAAGAGAAACCUGUCUCGAAAUCAGCACUCCCACAAAAGCCUGCAUUAGCUCCAAAGCCCACCAGCCAAACCCCACCAUCAUCUCCUCUCUCAAAAAUACGUAGAUCUCACUUAACUGAAUCCACAGGGCAAAGGAUAGCUAAAACUGAACCUGACACCAGCUGGAGAAAAACUGAUGCUAAAGGGAACUCACAAGCAACUAAUGAAAGCAAGAAUGAAGAGGAAGAGUCUAGGGAGAAGAAGUCAUUUUUCCCAUCCAUCACUAUGCCAUGGAGAGAGAAAAUUGAGAAAAAGCCAGAUCCGUUGAAAAAAGAAAGGCCAGUUCUUCAGAGCAGUCAUUCCAUAGAUGGCUCCAAAAUGAUGGAAAAAAUCGAAUCUGCACAACCGCUAUGGAUCACGUUGGCACUGCAAAAGCAGAAGGGUUUCCGAGAGCAGCAAGCAACCAGAGAGGAAAGGAGACAAGCCAGGGAAGCAAAGCAGGCUGAGAAACUUGCAAAAGAAAAUGCCAGCAUAAACAGUCAAUCAGAUAAUAAAAAUAGUAAUACUAGCAGGACAAGUGGACCGCUAAAACCCACAGCCCAGGAAGAGGAGAAGAAAGUUGAGACUGCUAUGUCAAGGUUUGAACGCAGAGAACAGCUUAAAAAAUCUAACACCCUUCCAACAUCCGUGACAGUGGAGAUCUCAAAUUCUGCUCCAUCUUCACCCUUGGCAAAAGAAGUCACCAAGAGAUUCUCUACGCCUGAUGCUAAUCCUGUGUCAACAGAACCUGCCUGGCUGGCUUUAGCCAAGAGGAAAGCAAAAGCCUGGAGCGACUGUCCACAAAUCAUUAAGUAAAUUAUACUGGUUUUGCUCUUUACUGUUGUUUAUUAAUUGCUCUCUUCCUUUUGUUAGUAUUUUCACAUGGCAGAACCAACUGAACAAAAUUUAAGUGCAUAUCCUGAAAAACAACAAACACUUUGAACUGUUUACCAUUUUCUGUAGCUCAACUGCAGAUUUCAUCUAUAUAAUAGAAUCUAUUACUUUGAGAAUCUAGGUACUAUGGAAGAGAGGUAUAGGCACAAAGCUCAGGUUUAAUCUCUCUCAAAAGUAUGGGGAUGUUACAAUGUAUAUUUGAGGUUCAGACCAUGUUAAGAAGUGCUGCUCCAGUGUUGCUGAAUUUUGGAUCAAAUGGUUUGGAUUUCUGGUUAUGUUUUUUGGAUAUGUUAUGGUAAACAAAGCAGAGAUUCCAGCCACUCAAAACUUUUUAAAUGAAUGUAAGUUGCAUGUUCUUUCCACUUUUGAAUUGAGAAUGUAUUACCGGUUACUGGAAAAUUCGAAAAUCUCUACUCAGGUACAGGAUUUAGAAAGACCCCCUCCUGUCUUAGUAGUAAUGAAAAUAUACAAUGAUUACCUUUUAUUAAUGUUGCAACUAAUCUAGUGAUGAUGCCUUUGAAAUAAUUAAGUGUAACAUGUGACUGAUGAAAGCACCAAUAUACCCAGUCCUGCUAGGACAAAAAUGGAAUAUAGGAGUUUCUCCAGCUAUUUUGAGCUUUGUGCAGGUUAGCUCUCUUGUAAAUGUUUUCAAAAUUCAGUGAUUUUUUUUUAAAAAAAUAAGGAUUUUGUGGUAAAUAUUGCCUUUACCAGUACCUUUUAACAGGAAGUAUCUAAAUAUAUUGUUAUAAUUAAUAUGCUAAAACUG